AUGAAGUCGUCUCUACUGAGAUUUGUGGCCUUGGUAGCUGCUCCCGUGGCAGCAGAGAUCCAGAUCUACAAGUACGGCCUCAAUUCAACAGCAACCUUGUCUAAUGGCUGCACUGAGGCGCUUAAGGGUGCACUGAAUUGCGACCCAUAUCUGCAAUCUUUGGCCGCGAUUGACUACUAUGGGCCCAUUGGCAACAACACAUUACAGGAUGCGCUAUGUGCUGCUUCAUGUGGCUCAUCACUAUCAGAAUACCAUGAUAGUGUCCAUAAAGCGUGUGCAAAUGAUCCCCAGCCAUGGGAUGGCAUCCCAGCCUUCUGGGUAGGUGAUAUUAUCUGGGCCACCUACAAUCGCACCUGUCUGAAAGAUGAGACUAAUGGAGAAUAUUGCACCAAUGAGAUUGGGGACAUUCAGGAGUCUCUGGGAGAUGCUGACAUGCCAUUGACCUCACUCUCAAAAGACCGCUUGUGCUCUACUUGUCUUCUUGCUCUGAUUAAGCAAAUGCAGGAUACAGCCUACUCCAACUACAAUACGAAACUUGCCAUUGACUGGGCUGAGAUUCAGAAGACUUGUGGCACAGGCGCACUGCCCACUGAGGUGCAACCCCCGGCGACCAACAUGACAUCUAUUCCCGGUGUUGAUCACUCCAAUCCGGACAAUGCAACUUGUUUAUCAGAGAACUACUACACUGUGAAGUCGGGCGACAAUAUUCAAGCCAUUGCUGAGGCCCAAGGAGUCUCCACCGGAACGUUGAAGAUCCUGAACGACAUAUUUCCAGACGGGACGAACCUGCUCGUGGACCAGGUCUUGUGUCUUCCCAGGAAAUGUAAUGUCUACAAAGUACAGGAUGGUGACACCUGCUCCUCCAUUGCAUCCUCCCAGCAAAUCUCAGUGACAGACCUGCUCAAAUACAAUCCCACACUGAACAGCGCAUGCUCGAACCUCAUCAUUAACAACAAUAUUUGUAUUGGUCCAUCUGGGACGCAGUACACACCCACAACCAUUGCAGGGGCGACUGCUACCAAGACAAACCAAUACGCCACAGCGACAGUCUCUCCUGACAGUACUACUGCCGGCGGGACCACUGACAAGUGUGGAAAAUACCACAAGGUCUCUGCUGGAGACACCUGUGAGCAGAUCUCGCUCAAGUACUCAAUCAGUGUUGAUCUCUUUUUGGCCAUCAAUCCAUCAGCCGGUAAAGGGUGCUCCUUUUUGUCACCCGGUAUUGAGUACUGUGUCUUUCCCAUGCAGAAUUGGAAUGCUACAACAGGUUCGAACAUGACCACAUCAACCUACAUUACAGCACCCGGUCCAACUCCCACUGGAUCGACUUCCAAAUGCUACUCCUGGCAUACCGUUGAAGAAGGCGACGAUUGCGCGAAACUUGAGGCCAUCUAUGGAGUCUCCUUCGGUGAAUUGCGAGCUUGGAACCCUCAGAUUAACUCAAUCUGCUCUAAUCUUCUGCUUGACACCGCUUACUGUGUCAAAGGGGGGUCUAUGACAGCACCUAGCUCCACACCCGCCUCAUCAACACCCACAUUGAGCGGUGCUCCCCCAGGCCCUACUCAAUCCGGCGUCGCGGGAAAUUGCAACAGUUGGGUAAUGCAGAAAGAUGGCAUCUACUGCGCCGACAUGGCUGACAAUGCUGGAAUCACGAUCGACGAACUUUACAAGUGGAAUCCGGCCCUAAAUGGCGACUGCUCUGGGCUCUGGCCGAACUACGCAUACUGUGUGGGCGUCUCUACAUAGAAACUGGUAGCUCUACGAGGCUGCAAACCCAGUGAGUCU
Molecule: messenger RNA, 1785 nt
Organism: Aspergillus ruber CBS 135680
Lineage: Eukaryota; Fungi; Ascomycota; Eurotiomycetes; Eurotiales; Aspergillaceae
Product: LysM domain protein
Exons: 6
Coding region: 1-1746 (581 amino acids)
Source: RefSeq, a predicted model, not a curated record